AUGUCAGAACCAGGAGGCUCCUUCAAAAUGGAACCAAAGACUGAUAUGGUGUUGGUUGUGAUCUUUCUCAGCAUUGUGACCCUGAUCACUGCCUUAAUGAACAGUGCAGUCAUACUGGCGAUCAUGAACACAAAAAAACUCCACCUGCCUGCCAACUACCUGAUCUGCUCUCUGGCUGUCACUGACUUCCUGGUGGCCAUCUUGGUGAUGCCCCUUAGCGUCCUCUACAUCGCCACAAAGAAGUGGCUGCUGGGAUGUGUUGUUUGUGAGGCAUGGCUGAGCGUGGACAUGACCUGCUGCACCUGCUCCAUCCUGCAUCUGUGUGCCAUCGCCCUGGACCGCCACUGGGCCAUCACCAACGCCGUGGAGUAUUCCUGCAAGAGAACCCCGCGCCACGUCGCCAUCAUGGUUACCAUCGUGUGGACCAUCUCCGUCCUCAUCUCAGUGCCGCCUCUGUUAUGGAGGCACAGCGGGGAUGACAACUUCGGCAACUACACCAAGUGUCUCAUCGAGCACGACCACAUCGGCUUCACCAUCUACUCCACCUUCGGGGCCUUCUACAUCCCCAUGGCCCUCAUCCUCAUCCUCUACUACAGGAUCUUCAUCGCAGCCCGGACCUUGUACCACAGACGGAGCUCCUUGGGGGCCCGGUGUAAGAGGAGAGCCAGCAGCCACAAAUGCCUCAGUAGCUGCCGUGUCGCAUCAACGUCUCUCUGUGCGUCUGAGCAGUCUGCCUCGGACCCCACGUUAAACACAGAGCUAAAUAUACUCAAUGGCCCUACCUGCGUAAGUCAGACGGCGGGGGACCGUGGGACCGGGGGACCGAGGGACCGGGGGACCUGUGAUGAGAGGACACAGAUCUGUGCCUCCAGAGAGAGGAAGGCUGCCCGCACACUGGGCCUCAUCCUGGGGGCUUUUAUCCUAUGCUGGCUGCCUUUCUUUGUUAAGGAGUUACUGGUGGGCCUCCAGGUGUUUCAUGCCUCAGCACAGGUGUCAGACUUUCUCACGUGGCUGGGAUACGUUAACUCACUCAUCAACCCCCUGCUCUACACCAGCUUCAAUGAGGACUUCAAGCAGGCCUUUAAGAAACUGCUCCGAUGUAACAAGUGCAGAUAG
Messenger RNA from Coregonus clupeaformis (lake whitefish), 1116 nucleotides. RefSeq names its product 5-hydroxytryptamine receptor 1E-like. NCBI's taxonomy places the organism in Eukaryota, Metazoa, Chordata, Actinopteri, Salmoniformes, Salmonidae. Gene Ontology annotation, molecular function: G protein-coupled amine receptor activity. Gene Ontology annotation, biological process: adenylate cyclase-activating adrenergic receptor signaling pathway. Gene Ontology annotation, cellular component: membrane. The coding region runs from base 1 to 1116 and encodes 371 amino acids. The record is from RefSeq and is a predicted model, not a curated record. The transcript has a single exon.